Postia placenta MAD-698-R-SB12 is the source of this 744-nucleotide messenger RNA. RefSeq lists its product as hypothetical. NCBI's taxonomy places the organism in Eukaryota, Fungi, Basidiomycota, Agaricomycetes, Polyporales, Adustoporiaceae. The record is from RefSeq and is a predicted model, not a curated record. The transcript has 7 exons. Bases 1 to 744 code for a protein of 247 amino acids.
AUGGCCUUCUUACGCAGUGCCUGCAUGCUUGCCGCCACCAUCUUAGCUAUCCCUCUUGCCUCUGCUUCUGGGAUGACGGUCAACCUUACCACGCCGACCGUGUGGACGCGCGGCACGAACGUCAACGAGACCUGGUCGUCGGGUGUCGGGCCCUAUAAUUCCGGAUUGUUUAACCUGCUCCUCGUCAAUACCAAUGAUACGGGAGUGACCCAGUAUACGCUCGCUACGAAUGUCCCCGCCUACUACGAUAUAACAUAUUUCACAGUGCCGACAGAUGUGCCCGUCUCGUCCAAUUACACGUUGCAAGCGGUGAACCUCACGAAUUAUGACCGCCUUUUCCCGCCAGGCAACUGUCUGCUUAGGAUGUCAGAAUGGAUGAAUAUAAAAGCAGAGCAUGAAAGAUGCUUGGGGCUCACGAAGCAUUGUCUGCACCUCCCGUCAUGGCCAUUCGAAGCCAGCCACUCUGUGUGCGGGCUUGGGUUACAGACACCCGCUGUAAUCUAUCCCGGCGCGGUCGUUGACGAGAGUUGGGUGUCUGAGCCUUCCGAUCUUGCGACCUUCACUCUCCUCGUCUUUAACUCGGACCUGGACAUUGCAUUAGCGCUCGUCGCAUUGGUCAAUACCUCUGAGGGGCAUGUUCACUUCACCACCCCUGAUCUGCCACUUAACUACUUUCUAGGAGCGGUGAAUGCCACUGCCAACGACGAGAUAUACGCAACAACUACGCUUUUCUUCAUUGCGUGA